AUGGCCCACGUACCUACGCUCGACCUUGUCUCUCAAAGUGAUAACGAGGUUCGCGGAGACCCACAUCUUAGCACCCUACUUGACGCAUUCUGCUUGAAGAACGGGCUCGUCGUAAUUGCUGGGUCAGGAAUAUCCACUUCAGCUGGAAUCCCAACGUUUCGUACUAAGGAUGGCCUGUUUGUCCAGCUGAAGCAGACAUACAGGCUGAAAUGCUCUGGAGAAGACCUCUUUAGUGCCGAUGUAUUCAAAUUCCCCGACAGAGCCGCAGCGUUUCUUGACAUGAUCCGACAAUUAUAUGGCCAAUGCAAAGAGGCUGAACCUACGCCCUUUCACUUGCUAUUACAGUCAAUAGCAAGAGAAGGAAGACUUCUACGGCUAUAUACGCAAAAUAUCGAUGGCUUAGACACGCGGCUGAAGGAGCUCAGCACCACUGUCCCCUUGACAGCCACCAACAACGCAUGGCCACUGACCAUUCAGCUACAUGGCAGUGUGGAGUUCAUGCAGUGCGAGAAGUGUACCAGUGUGGUCUCACUGUCCCCAUGGGCCCAUGGUGAAGAUGAUCUUCCAAAUUGCACAGGUGAUUGUGCACAGGAUCGACGUCGACACGACAUGCGGAUACAACUACGGCCCGCCGUCCCUGGUCGCCUACGACCAAGAAUAUCGCUAUACAACGAAGAGCCAUAUGACUCUCAAGCGAUUAGCCGAGUCAUCGACCAUGACACGAAUAUCUUAUCACCCGGUCCUGUGAUCGUCGUUGGUACGACACUGAAAGUCCCUGGCGCUUGCCAACUUGUCCGCAAUCUCGCCAAGAAGGCCAAGGCAAACGGUUCACCCGUGAUCUGGAUCGCGCCCGAUCGUCCGUCGAGUAAUUUGAAGGGCCUAUUCACGCUUAUAGUCCUUGCGCAAGCAGACACGAUUGCUGCAAAAGUCCUGGCCAGAACUGCUAAGACCGCAUGGGAUAUACAUAGUCUCCUCGAUUGGCGUCAAAACCCAGACGACCUAGAAAGGAUGCAGAUACUUGUGCGAUGGCCACCGGUUGGCGGAGAGGAAUACGCACCGUCAUAUGCAGAAGAAGAUGCCAUACAGGAGGGCAGCCCGGAGCUCUUGUACCAGUUCUGGUCGGACAGGGGCGGACGCACCGAGGCCAUUAUACAAAAGUACCCCUCCCUCAACGGCCGCUUGAUGUUCCACGUGUUCAAGAUACGAGAUCAAAUUCAAUCUCGGUAUCAAGUACAGUGGGUGGGAUAUAGUGAUCAGGAAAUGACAUGGGAGAGCGCAGAGUACAUGCACCAAGUUGCUCCUGAGUGUGUUCUGGCUUACCAAGAAAAGCGCAAUAUAUAG
Messenger RNA from Anthostomella pinea, 1341 nucleotides. The record is from the annotation of a GenBank genome assembly. Lineage: Eukaryota; Fungi; Ascomycota; Sordariomycetes; Xylariales; Xylariaceae.